Camponotus floridanus (Florida carpenter ant) is the source of this 2621-nucleotide messenger RNA. It is a transcript of the gene Tre1, whose product is annotated as protein trapped in endoderm-1. The transcript has 5 exons. Gene Ontology annotation, cellular component: membrane. Bases 1468 to 2523 code for a protein of 351 amino acids. Gene Ontology annotation, biological process: G protein-coupled receptor signaling pathway. The record is from RefSeq and is a predicted model, not a curated record. Gene Ontology annotation, molecular function: G protein-coupled receptor activity. Lineage: Eukaryota; Metazoa; Arthropoda; Insecta; Hymenoptera; Formicidae.
UUCGUCGAUCGUUGGAGAAUCGAGAAGAACUAGCUAGUCGGCUGAUGCUAGAUGAUUAUCGUCGCAAUAAUUCCAUCGAGGUGACUCGAAGGCAAUUUGUGUGAUUCGAUGUUUGUCUGAAAUGAAAUAAUUAUUUAGAGUACUUGUAGACAGUAGUGUAUCGUGCGAGUGUUUAUAUGUGUUUCCUGAGACAGUACAUGAGACACGUGCCGCCUCUGCAAUAAUUCACGUGCGGAUAUUUUAUUUUGUCACGUGUUUCCAGAAAGAUGCGAGUGCGUAACACGUGCAUCGAAUCGCGUGAAUGAACUUCAUUGAAAUUCAUGAACUGAUACGUGAGACAUUAUUUUGAGAAAUAAACAUCCUCAUAUCAUUUAUCUCAUACUACGCUCCAGGAAAAUUAUUGCAGAAUCUAAAGUCGAAAUUAAUGGACGAAACUAAGCGCGAAGAACAGAAGAAAGCGGAAGAAAAAGACGAAGAAGAGGAAGAAGAAGAAGGGGAGAAGUUAAAUCGAGUGAGUUAGAUAAGGAGACUUGUGGUAUACUCGUAAAGGGUACACGAGUCAACGGAGUUCGUCAGUCUGUAGACGAGCGUCUGCCGGAAUAACGGAAGCAAUUCAAGUGUUUGACCGUAGUAUGACUCAGGAUAAGCAGAUCGAAACAGUAAAAGAACAUAAAAUUUAAAAGUUAAGAAAAUAAGGACAUAUUAUUCUUCAGAUACAGUGAUGAGAGUUUGUAAAAAAUCGACUCUACGUGGAAGAAACUGUAGCUGACAUGGAUAAUAAAUGGAAAAUACAUGUUUAAUUAUAAGAAAAAGGACUUCAGUCCAAAAAAGCUAAAGUAAAGCAAUCAAAAAUCGGUCGCAAGAUAGAGAAAAGAGAUUUGGGAUGAAUUGUUUGAAUAAUGACUUAAUUGAACGCCAUAAAAUAUCGCAGUAAUUUCUGGAUGAAGAAUACCUUCUGAGUAACAAUAACAAUAUAAUAACGUGAAAUAUGAUUCAGCGAACUCUUUCCAUUGAAGAUCAAAGUUCACGUUGCCGGUUAGACAGGGGAAUCAGUAUAUUCCGAGAAGGUCAUAAAAAUUUAUCAGCGUGACUAACUUGUGUUUUUAAUGGAAGAGUGCGAGUAACGCGAGAAAAGAUAUGGAAAUGAAUUGAUGGGGCACGCACGAUAAGAGAAAUAUAUAUCUUGAAGGGUAUACGUGUUCUUCUUUUUCUCUUGUUUUCGUGGACCGUUUCUCUAAGAGAAGCAUCAGUCGCGACAAGAUGAGAGUUCCCGAAAAAUAGACAAAAGUCAAUAAAUGAAAAGAGAAAUAUCUGUGACUGAACAUGAAUGAAUGAGGAAUGUGCAUAAAUGCAAAAGAAUCAUUGGAUUGUGAUAAUCUAUCUCGCAAAAGAUAGCACGUGAGCCGCAUUGACUUUCGACUUUUCGGAGAAUGAGAAGAAAAAGGAGUCCUGCACAUUGGACAAAAAAUGGAGUACUUUGCAAAUAAUACGAUUUUUACUACAGAAUUUAAUAUUCAAAUUACUGCAGAAGAUGGAAACUAUAACAAGCCAUUCGCGCGACCUGUGACUAUUUUUGCCGCUGUUUGCGCGAUAAUAUUCAGCAUUAUCGGAGUGUUAGGCAAUCUAGUGACGGUAAUUGCAUUAUUAAAAUACAGCAGAUUGAGACGACAUGCUACCACAGCGUUUGUGAUAUGCCUGAGUAUCUCCGACUUGAUCUUCUCGGCAGUUAAUUUACCUCUAACUGCCAGUAGAUAUUUAAAUGAAGCAUGGGUGCUGGGCGAGACUCUAUGUAAAAUAUUUCCCUUAUUUUUCUACGGAAACGUUGCCGUAUCUUUACUCAGUAUGGUAGCCAUUACCAUUAACAGAUAUGUACUGAUUUCACAACCGGACAUCUACAACCAGUUAUAUACCAGUCGCGGUAUUGCGCUAAUGCUAAUAACUAUAUGGACUCUCAGUUUCUUGAUGUUGUUGCCACCCUUAUUGGGGAUCUGGGGCACUCUGGGAUUGGAUUCAGCCACCUUCUCGUGUACCAUAUUGAAGAAAAACGGUUCCAGUCCAAAGAAGUUUCUGUUCGUUCUAGGUUUUGUUGUACCAUGUGUAGUGAUCAGCGUUUCGUACCUUUGCAUAUAUUGGCGUGUUCGAAGCAGCCGGAAGAAUCUCGAGGCACACGCAACAGACAGACGCGCUGGUAGACAAGGUGGUGGAUUUCAACGAAGAGAAGAUUCCAGGGUGACCAGACUCAUGCUCACCAUAUUUCUCUGCUUCCUGAUGUGUUUCAUGCCAUUGAUGUUGGUGAAUGUGAUCGACGAGAAAAUGAAGAUCCCGAUAGUCCACGUAAUAGCAUCGGUGCUCGCUUGGGCCUCGGCGGUAAUAAAUCCUUUCAUCUAUGCCGGUACCAACAGAUUAUAUAGGGAAGCGUACAAACAGGUUCUGUGUCCUGCCUCAAGCAGAACACCCAUGAUCGGUCCUCCACUACCAGCACAUUCUCAUUCGAGUAAAGUCUCGUCACCUCAUAUGACAUAAAAAUAUCACCCGGUUCGAGAUGAUUGCUUAUAGAUAAGUACCAAGUAAAAAUUUGACGCUUAACAAUAUUAUUUUACUUAUUUUUUUAUAAAAAAAUU